Messenger RNA from Plectropomus leopardus (leopard coralgrouper), 1423 nucleotides. RefSeq names its product arginine/serine-rich coiled-coil 1 (gene rsrc1). NCBI's taxonomy places the organism in Eukaryota, Metazoa, Chordata, Actinopteri, Perciformes, Serranidae. The record is from RefSeq and is a predicted model, not a curated record. Gene Ontology annotation, biological process: alternative mRNA splicing, via spliceosome. Gene Ontology annotation, cellular component: cytoplasm; nucleus.
GCAGAGUCUCCUGAGCAGUGCAUGGCUGAGUUGUGGAGCUUCAGAGCCAUUUAAAGCUGACAGUAAGCCAGCAUGGGUCGGCGCUCAUCUGAUAGUGAGGAUGACAGCCGGAGCAGGAGGAAGAGAAAACAGCGUCGUCGUUCAUCCUCCUCCUCCUCUUCUUCCUCCUCAUCAUCCGGCAGCAGAGUAGCCAGCAGCCGGAGUCGGAGGUCCAGUCGCCGGAGCCAUUCUCGCUCCAGAGACAGGAGGAGAAGAAGACGUUCCAGCAGCAGUUCGUCACACAGUUCGCCUCGCAGGAGGAGGAGUCGCAGCACAGAGAGAGACAAAGGGAGGAGCCACCGCUCACAUAGGUCACGCAGCCGAGACAGGAGGUCUCAUUCGCGUCACCGGCGGUCUUGCAGUAGGAGCAACAGCCGCAGCCGGCGAGGGACCCAAAGCCGCAAAAGGAGCAGCAGUCGCAGUCGCCGGCGGAGCCCCAGCCACAGCAGAGAGCGGGACCGGAGCCGCCGCAAGGGCCGUGACCGGGAGAGGGAGAAGGAGAGGGACAGAGGAAGAGACAGAGACAAGGACAAGAGUAAAGACAGGCCAGACAAAAAUGGGGACGCCGCGAACAUCAAAGGCAGAUUAGAACAUCUGACUCCAGCGGAGCAGGCUAAGGUUCGAAUGCAGAUGGUCCUGCAGGCUGCAGCCAAGACGGACGAGGUGCUGAAGGCCAAAGUAGCCAAGAGAGAAGAGGAGGCCCGGAAGAAACUAGAGGAAGAGGGAACUUCUCUGGAGGAGCAAGUGCGAAGGAUAAAGGACAUCGAGGCCAUCGAGAGUGAUUCCUUUGUUCCUCAGGCUUUCAAAUCAUCCAGGGAUGAUAUAAAGACUGAGCCAGCUGAGGUGAAGCAGGGGUCAGGGAGCACGUAUUCUCAGGACGUCACUUUUCCAGUUUCCAUAGUGUACAAUGACAGUGACACACUCGCCCAUCCAAGUUUGUUCAUGGACAAGGACAAGGCAGAAGAGCUGUGGCACAAGAGAUUGAUCUCGUUGCGACAGGAGAGGCUCAUGGGAAGCCCUGUGACCUGAUGGACAUCAGAAGAUCCUCAGUUUAAGCUGCUUUUACUGUGUUUCAGUCUGUCUCGUUUUAGGAUAUCACAAUGUUUGUUACUUAUCCUUCCCCUAAUUUCUCCUUCCUAUCGCAAAAAAAUUGUGGAAAGUCAAGCAAAUAACAGUUUUUGGUCCUGAUGUGCUUAUUUUACUAAUGUUAAUGUAAUUCAAUUAAAAGAUAUGCUGUUUUUAAUUUGGCUUCAUUCAUUUUUAAUUAAGGAAGGAUUUUUCAGUCAGAUAAGAUGAUGACCAUAUAGAUGUAGCGUUUGAUAUAUUUUGUUUUUGUUAUCAACUCGGUAAAUAAAGAUAGAUGUGAUUUGUUUUUGAGUGAAAA